AUGAUCAGUACCCUCACUUGGAAUGUAAGAGGCAUCAGAACUGCUGGUGUCAUUGAACUAAGAAUCCUCAGAAAACUACACAACAUCUCCCUUAUUGCUGUCCAGGAACCUUUCCUGGAUGACACUUAUCUCAACAACUUCAAAAUCCAACUGUCCAUGCACUAUGCAACCUCCAACACCAACAACAAAAUCUGGGUUUUUUGGAACCAGGACUUCACUGGCUCAGUUAUUAAUUCAGAUGAGCAGCAAGUCACCUUGGACCUAAAACAUGUUGAGGCAAGUGAAACCUUUCACAUUUCUGUCAUUUAUGCCAAAUGUAAACCUAUCCUGAGAAGACCUCUAUGGGAUAGUCUAAGGCUAAAAGCCCCUGCAACUGGUGUGCCUUGGUGUGCUAUUGGGGACUUUAAUGUCAUUGCCUCUAUUGAAGAAAAGAUAGGAGGUCAUCCUUACCAAAUCAACAAAAGCAUUGAUUUUCUUAGCAUGAUGGAAGAUUGUGGUUUCACUGACCUAGGUUUCUAUGGACCAAGAUACACUUGGUCAAAUGGAAGAGGCCCUUGUGCCAUUGUUUGGAAAAGACUAGACAGGGGUAUGGUCAAUGACAACUGGCUGACAUCAUUCCCAGCAACAAUAAUUUCUCACCUGGCUUCAACAGCAUCAGAUCACUCCCCUCUGCUUAUGGAGAUGCAUGUUAGGCUUGAAGGUGCAAAGAAGUACUUCAAAUUCCUGAAUUGUUGUACUGAAAAUGCAUCUUUCCUGCCUUUAGUCCAAACAGUCUGGGACAAACAAAUUCAAGGUAAUGCAAUGUGGAUCUUUCACCAAAAAACAAAAGCACUGUGUUCUGAGUUGAGCAAAUGGUCAAGAAGGGAAUAUGGGGAUAUCUUCCAACAAGUCAAGGAAUAUGAAUCUAAAGUUAUUGCAGCUGAAGAAGUCUGGGCUCACACCAAUAAUCCAGUGGACAGAGAAGUCCUCCAUAAUCUAAGAGCUCAAUAUGUCAAACACCUGAAAACUGAAGAAUCUGUUCUGAAGCAAAAAACACAGUUACAAUUGUUUAAAGAAGGAGAUGCUAAUUCCAAGUACUUCCACAGUCUGGUCAGAGGGAGAAGAAGGAAGCUUUUUAUUCACCAGAUCAAAAAUGAAGAGGGGGAGUGGAUACAAGGUGAUGAACCUAUUAGUAAAGCUGCUUGUGAACAUUUCCAAAAUAUGUUCACUGAUCCUGGUGGAACAAUUAGGGAGGACCAGUUAUCUUGCAUCCCAUCCUUGGUUACACAUGAAGACAAUGAGAACAUCAACAAAGAACCCACAAUGGAGGAAGUUAAAAAUGUGUUUUUUUCAAUGAACCCAACAAGUGCAGCAGGGCCUGAUAGACUAAAUGGCAAAUUCUACCAGCACUGCUGGGAGAUUAUCAAGCAGGAUCUGGUAAAUGUGGUGCUGUUUCUUCUGUGGUCACUCUAUGCCUAG
Messenger RNA from Nicotiana attenuata, 1458 nucleotides. RefSeq lists its product as uncharacterized. NCBI's taxonomy places the organism in Eukaryota, Viridiplantae, Streptophyta, Magnoliopsida, Solanales, Solanaceae. Bases 1 to 1458 code for a protein of 485 amino acids. The record is from RefSeq and is a predicted model, not a curated record. The transcript has a single exon.